Dendronephthya gigantea is the source of this 3169-nucleotide messenger RNA. Its product is annotated as TNF receptor-associated factor 3-like. The record is from RefSeq and is a predicted model, not a curated record. The transcript has 8 exons. Gene Ontology annotation, biological process: regulation of apoptotic process; regulation of canonical NF-kappaB signal transduction; positive regulation of JNK cascade. Gene Ontology annotation, cellular component: plasma membrane signaling receptor complex; cytoplasmic side of plasma membrane. Lineage: Eukaryota; Metazoa; Cnidaria; Anthozoa; Malacalcyonacea; Nephtheidae. Gene Ontology annotation, molecular function: tumor necrosis factor receptor binding; zinc ion binding; ubiquitin protein ligase binding. Bases 123 to 1751 code for a protein of 542 amino acids.
UAUCAUGCAGAAAUUGCUUGUCUAAAUUACAUGUAUACAAGAAAACUACUACACGUUUCGACCAAAGGUCAUUUUAGUCAGCAAACACGGAAACCAUGAAGUAAUUGUAUAGUCUAAACUACAUGUAUAUACAAGAAAACUGCUACACGUUUCGACCAAAGGGCAUUUUAGUCAACUUUUUCUCAAUGCCUGGCACGAAGAUUACAGAUGAGGAUCGAAAGAAUAUUGCUUGGAAAUUCAUUUGCACCUGUUGUAAUUUGCUGCUGUCAACACCGAUGCAGACUCACUGCGGUCACUUGAUGUGUGCUUCAUGUGUUGAUGCCUUGAUAGAGAGCUUAAACCCAAGAUGUCCUGAUGAUGGAACAGAAUUGAAAAAGGAACAAGUAUUUCCUGACGCGUUCACUCAACGUGAGCUGCGAGCACUGUCCUUACAUUGUUCUAAUCCUGGCUGUUCUUGGUAUGGCACAUACGUUGAACUAGAGGGUCAUUUCCAAGUGUGUGAACAUGCUCAGAUCAACUGUGUUUAUGCCCAAUGUAAGAUAAAGUUUCAACGCUCUUAUUUGGGUGAACAUUUGAAAAAGGAAUGUGAAUAUCGCAACGUGAAAUGUGAAUAUUGCCACAAAGACAUUGCGUUUGCUUCUCUUAAGGAUCAUGUUGGUACGAGUUGUGAAGGAGCGCCCGUGAUUUGCAAGUUCUGCAAGCAAACGUUUUUGAGAAGAGACAUUGAAAGACACGAACAAGUUGGGUGUGAAGAGGUUCCAGGGCAAUGCGAAUUUCAGGCCGUAGGUUGUAAUCGUGACAAGACUUUGAAACGAAGGGAAUUACGCCAGCAUUUGAAUGAUGGUUUGAUUGAUCAUGUCCGUCUCUUGCUUCAGUUUUUUCUCAACAAGGUUUCCCAACUAGGAAGUUAUGUCCCACGACCAGAGUUUUCAGGAAUCAUUCAAAAAAUACGCGAUGAUAUUGCUGAAGUUCGGUCAGGUUUGGCUGAAAAGUUUGUCAUGUUGGUCGGAAAGUUGACUGGGUUGGAGAGACGUAUUGAAGGUUUGGAGUCGGGUGGUGGUGGCCAUGCGCGAAGGAGCGAUGAAAUCCUUGAGCUGAAGGCUAGUAUUCAGAACAAGACUACUGAAAUCAACAGCUUACGUGAAAAAAUUCGAAGUUUGGAACGAGAAUUGAGAGAAAUAGAUCCACAAAUUGUGAGGAUGCGAAGCAGAAUGGAUCAAAAUGAGGAGUCGCUUGCCCUCAAUACAGUGAAAAUCGCCGAUCUGGAGUCACAAAGAGGACCUCGUGCACAGCAGAUGAUCCAUAGCUACAAUGGUACUUUAUUGUGGAAGAUUGACGGCUACCAGCGAAAGCGUCAGGAUGCUAUCAAUGGAAUAAAGACGGCCUUGUAUAGUCCACACUUCUACAGCGCUCAGUAUGGUUAUAAAUUGUGUGCAAAGAUUUACAUGAACGGAGAUGGAUUUGGAAAGGGAUCGCACUUGUCGCUGUUUUUUGUUGUCUUGAAGGGUGAUUAUGAUUCUCUUCAAACCUGGCCAUUCCAGAAGAAGAUUACAAUGAUGCUCUUAGAUCAAGGUAACGGUGAUCACAUGGUAGAUGCGUUUCAUUCUGAUCCUCAAAGUUCUUCUUUCCAACGCCCAAAGUCUGAUAUGAAUAUAGCCAGUGGCUCACCACUGUUUAUGCCAAUUGAUAGUUUAAAUAAUCGUCAGUAUAUCAAAGAAGAUGUCAUGUUCAUUAAGAUUAUCGUGGAUUAAGAACUAUGAAAUCGAAAGCUAUCGGUAAACUCGUUUUGAAGUGUGAGGAUGGCUGGAAGUUCUGGGAUUUACCAUUGAAAAAGCCGUAAUUGUCCCGUGAGCAUUUUAGGUUCUCUUCUACUUUUCACUUCCUUUCACUUUCACUUUUAUUAGGUCAUUUAACUUCCUAUUUUAUCUUCUUUUUGUUUAUCUUAUGAGUUCCAAUUACUCAUUUUGCCGUAUUUCUAAUGUGUUCUUGUCAUUUUCCAAAUGCAUGUGGAAUUUUUACAUCCCCAUGCACAUGGUGACCUUGGUUCUGCGUCUUGGUUUAAGUUGAUGAUGUUUCUUUUCAGAAAUUGAUGGUCUUCCUAUUGACGGGAGCGCAGGUUGGAUUAACCAAUAGUUUCGUAAUUCUUGUUCUUGAUACAAUUUUUUUUCUUACAAUUCCCUACAAUUUCCAGGAAAUGAUCCUCGUGGUAAAGAUUGCUAUCCAUUUAGGUGGUAUUGCCUUAACCUUAGCGCAUAUUUUUUCGCCUUCAAUUAUCAGAGUUCUAAUUCAUUUGCCAAGGAAGCACUUUCGUAAAUUCAAUGUGACUUUUUAAUGGUGGAAGAGCUCUUCUCCAAGUCCUAUGUGGCUUUGCUUGAUAACUCGCUUGGUUCGACUGUCACUUCCGUUUUUCAAUCUCAGGUGAGAUUCACAGUUCGUAGUCUUUACGUCGUGCUGGGUCGGUAUCAAGUGGCGUGGCACUUUUGGAGGCAAUUCGGGAUAGGAUCAUUGUUUAUCUUGAUUGUGAUCCGAUAUGACUUUUAAUAAGCGUUCAACUGACGUUCCACAAAACGACAAGCCCAACUUCAAAAAACAUCUAAUUGAAAAUAAACAUAAUUGUUUUAACUCAAGGGAUAUACCUCGGAAUUUGUGGAUUGUUAGUAACAGACCAUUGUAAACAGUUUAGUUAUACGUUGCAAACUGAAUCGAUAAAUAGCACGUGAAUAAUAUUCCGAUUUGUUUUGGUAAGCGCAAGGGACACCGUAGAAAUUGGUAAGACUUAUCAAUUAAUUAAAAGAAAUUGGUAAGACAUGCAGUCCAAUGUCCACCCAUAUUUCUUAAUACUUAAGACUACAAAUUUACUCAAACUUCAAAUAUGACUUGCAUGCACAGAAUAUUUGAAGAUUGCACACCUCAAAAAUGAAUCGACUGAGUUAAUAACCGUCUGUAUACUUAAGCCUUAAAAUAGCCAUUUCACAGAAAUAGUAUACGUGAGUGUUUAACUUUAGCAAUAGUUAAAACUUCAUAAACAACAAUUUCUGCGGUGUUGUUGCGGGCGGGCAACAUUCCUUGGAAUCACCAAUUUUAGCCUAUUCAAAAGUAAUACUUGAAUAAGUUGUUUUUUUUAGUGUAGGUAGCUAUUUUAAAUUUUAUUAUAGGGCGAUUUUAGAAU